AGUUGACACACUUUCUGAAAUAUUAUACAUUCCUAGCAAAAUCAUAAAUUAAUUAAAUUUGAUAAGUUCAGAGAAUUGAUUGUAAAUUUGUUUGAUAAUAGCUUUACAUCUUAAUUAUUAAAUGAAUAACAUUAUACAGCCAUGAAUCAUAGCUUACAAAAUCUUAUCGAGUCUUUAAAAUAGUCCCUCGAAUAUUUUGAAUGCACUUAUAAAUAGUAAAAUACGCACACAUAACUAGAAAGCUUGAUGAAUUCUAUGAAAAAAUGCACCCUCGUAAAAAGAUUGUACCCUCGUAAAAAUAUUGUACCCUUAUUAUUCCAAAAAGUACCUGAUUUAGGGUUAAUAGCUAUUGCUUCAUUGUAACAUUCAAUUGCUUCUUAAUAUUGUUUCAAUUCAUGUAAAACUAUACCCAAUAGAAAUUUCUUAAUCAAUAAUUAAAAGUAUGAAAUAGAUAAAGAACUCCUUAAUGAAUAUAUAAAUUAUUACGUUUAGAAGUUUGAAAUUAGUUAAUAUACUCAUCAAAAUCUCAAUAAAUUUAAUUUACGGAUGAUUUCAAGACUGCCAAGGCAGUUGAUUAAAAGUGUUUCCUUUAUUAUUCAGGAUAGGAAAAAUAAAACAAGAUGGUCAUGUAUGUAGUAAUGAAUAUCCUAAAUAU
Messenger RNA from Paramecium octaurelia, 655 nucleotides. The record is from the annotation of a GenBank genome assembly. NCBI's taxonomy places the organism in Eukaryota, Ciliophora, Oligohymenophorea, Peniculida, Parameciidae.